Salarias fasciatus (jewelled blenny) is the source of this 1121-nucleotide messenger RNA. Its product is annotated as urotensin-2 receptor-like. Gene Ontology annotation, biological process: neuropeptide signaling pathway; regulation of blood pressure; blood vessel diameter maintenance. The record is from RefSeq and is a predicted model, not a curated record. Gene Ontology annotation, cellular component: plasma membrane. Gene Ontology annotation, molecular function: urotensin II receptor activity. NCBI's taxonomy places the organism in Eukaryota, Metazoa, Chordata, Actinopteri, Blenniiformes, Blenniidae.
CAUCCGACUGUUGAAGCUUUCUGGUUGGGAAGGCAGUCCAGAAAUGACGACAGUGUCCAUGGAGCCUGUCGGGGUCCUGGUGGACCGGGGCGCCAACGCCACCGACCCGCCUCUGACCUCCCAUGAAGACACAGCCGCCACCUUCACCAUCGGCACCAUCCUCUCCAUCAUGUGCCUUGUCGGAGUCUUAGGGAACAUCUACACCCUGGUGGUCAUGUGCCACUCCAUGAGGACAGCUGCCUCGAUGUACAUUUUCAUAAACCUGGCGCUGGCAGACCUGCUUUACCUCCUCACCAUCCCCUUCGUGGUGUGCACACACUUCCUCAAGGGAUGGUACUUUGGGGACGCAGGGGUGCGGAUUCUGAUCAGCAUGGACUUCCUCACCAUGCACGCCAGCAUCUAGCUGACAAUCAUGAGCACGGAGCGCUACUUCGCCGUGCUAAAACCGCUCGACACCGUCAAGCGGUCCAAAAGUUACCGGAAGGCUAUCGCCCUGCUGGUGUGGGCGGCCUCGCACCUCACCUUGCCGAUGAUUGUGAGGAUUCAGCUGAUGACGGUGGGCACCAAGGCCAUGUGUCAGCCUACCCUGUCGCCGUCCUCCUACAAGGUUUACAUCUUUCUGUUUUGCACUAGCAUUGUGGCUCCGGGACUCAUCAUCGGCUAUCUCUACAUCCAGCUAGCACGCACUUAUUGGAUUUCACACGAGACCUUCAAACAGACCAAGAAACUGCCUAAUCAAAAGGUGCUCUACUUGAUCUUCACCAUUGUGCUCCUCUUCUGGGCGUGCUUCCUGCCCUUCUGGAUCUGGCAGCUGUGCCAGUUCCACCCCUUGGUGUCCCUCUCGCCCAAAGCCAAGCGCAACAUCAACUACCUGACCACGUGCCUGACGUACUCCAACAGCUGCAUCAACCCCUUCCUCUACACGCUGCUCACCAAGAACUACAAGGAGUACCUGAGGAAGCACAAGCGCUCGUGGUCGGCCGGCAACUACUUCAACCGGCGCAGUCGGUUCCAGCGCUCGCCGCGGAGGUCGCCGUCCGCCAGCAGCCAGCAGUGCACCGAGAGCUUCAUGCUCACGCACACGGCCUCGCUGCGAGCUCACAACAGCAGCUUGUGAGGUA